AUGACAAUAAAAAAUAGACAAAAUUUACAAUUAUUUCCUUUUCAUUUAGUAGCUUUUUCACCAUGACCAUUAUUAAUAUCAUUAUCAUUAAUGUCAUUAGCUUUAACAUUAGGAUUAACAAUGCAUAAUUAUAUAACAAAUUUAUUUUGAUUAUAUUUAGCAUUAGGAUUAGUAUUAAGUUCAAUAUUUUUAUGAACUAGAGAUAUUGUAAUAGAAGGUACAUAUUUAGGAGACCAUACAAUAGCAGUUAGAAGAGGAUUAAAUAUCGGAUUUAUGUUAUUUGUAUUAUCUGAAAUAUUAAUAUUUGCUUCAUUAUUUUGAGCAUACUUUCAUUCAGCUAUGGGUCCAACAAUUGAAUUAGGUGCGACAUGACCACCAGUAGGAAUUCAAUCAAUAAAACCAACAGAAUUACCAUUAUUAAAUACAAUAAUAUUAUUAGCAAGUGGUGCAUCAGUAACAUGAGCACAUCAUGCAAUAUUAUAUAAAAAUAGACAAGCAACAUUAGUAGGUUUAUUUAUAACAACAGCAUUAAUAAUAAUAUUUGUAUUAUGUCAAGUAUUAGAAUAUACAUUUGCAACAUUUACAAUAUCAGAUAGUGUAUAUGGUUCAGUAUUUUAUGCUGCAACAGGAUUACAUUUUUUACAUAUGGUAAUGUUAGCAUUAAUGUUAUUAGUAUGUUAUUUUAGAAUGUAUUUCUAUCAUUUUACUAACACUCACCAUUUAAAUUUAGAAACAACAAUAUUAUAUUUACAUAUAUUAGAUAUAAUCUGAUUAUUUUUAUAUAUUGUAUUCUAUUGAUGAGGAAGUUAA
This is a messenger RNA of Ogataea philodendri, 810 nucleotides long. The record is from the annotation of a RefSeq genome assembly. Lineage: Eukaryota; Fungi; Ascomycota; Pichiomycetes; Pichiales; Pichiaceae.